AUAAUUACUCCUUUCCUUACAUCUUCUUGUCUUUUCUCAAUCUUUUUUUAUUCUCUGAACUCUACCUUCUCAUAUCUGUUCUUACAGCUCUUUGAAAGAAAAUUCAUUCCAAUGGCACACACUCCUACCAGCCAAAGAUGCCCAAUGGUAACAUCGACAUAUCUCUGUUUACUUAGAUUACUCUAUCCGACUGCCAAGCAAGCCGCACUCUCACAUGCCUUGACCGGACACUCAAGUUCCUCUGGCAAUAGUCUUGUCAAGUCAGGGUAUUCUGAGAGAAGUGGAUCUCCUAUUGACUUUGACGGUCUCAGUUUCCCCAGUAUUGGUGCUAGGGAACGCCGUGAAGACACAGAAGAACAGCGUGAGGUUAGGAUUCAAAAGAUUGCUGGGGCUGUCCGUACGAUCAUAGAGUGCAUCGGCGAAGAUCCUGACCGUGAAGGCCUACUUAAGACCCCGGAGCGCUAUGCCAAGGCAUUAAUGUUCUUUUCCAAGGGAUAUGAAGAGAGUGUCACUCAUCUUAUGAACAAGGCGCUUUUUCAAGAAGACCAUGAUGAGAUGGUCAUCGUUAAGAAUAUCGAUGUAUUUUCGCUAUGUGAGCACCACAUGGUGCCAUUCACAGGAAAGAUCCAUAUCGGCUACAUUCCUCAGAAUGGAAAGGUUGUAGGGCUAAGCAAGAUUGCUCGUUUGGCAGAGAUGUUCAGCAGACGCCUUCAGGUUCAGGAGAGAUUAACUAAGCAAGUUGCCGUGGCUCUCAAGGAGCUUCUCGACCCCCAAGGUGUUGCUGUAGUCAUGGAAGCUAGUCAUUUCUGCAUGGUCAUGCGUGGAGUCCAGAAGCCAGGUAGUCAAACGAUUACCAGUUCCAUGUUUGGUUGUUUCCGUGAUAAUGCCAAAACUAGAGAGGAGUUCUUGUCUUUGAUCCGAAGGAGUGGUAUUUAAAUUUUUAGUUGCUAGACAAGCCCCGCCAAACUACAAGGAUACCCAAAAUAGACCAAUUCCACAUUUCCACAUUUCCAAUUUCCACAAUUCCACAUGUCCACAUGACGCACUUUCAUGCAAAUAAAUGUAUAAUGCGGUAUCACAUUAUAA
Messenger RNA from Lobosporangium transversale, 1086 nucleotides. Its product is annotated as GTP cyclohydrolase I. Gene Ontology annotation, biological process: tetrahydrobiopterin biosynthetic process; tetrahydrofolate biosynthetic process. Lineage: Eukaryota; Fungi; Mortierellomycota; Mortierellomycetes; Mortierellales; Mortierellaceae. Gene Ontology annotation, cellular component: cytoplasm. The record is from RefSeq and is a predicted model, not a curated record. The coding region runs from base 112 to 936 and encodes 274 amino acids. Gene Ontology annotation, molecular function: GTP binding; zinc ion binding; GTP cyclohydrolase I activity. The transcript is spliced from 7 exons.